AUGAAAGGCAAGAGAGCGGCGCCUUCUACAAAGACGCCAGACGCCAAAGCUACUCCGGCUUUAGUCCGUGAGUACGAUGACGAUUUCAUCGUGAACGCAGUGCCCAUCGAAAAGAAGAACAAGAUGGAUGUCAAGUUCAAUGACAAGGUGGAAACCAUCAUGUAUGUGAAGCCUGAUUUUGUGGAGUGUUCCAACAGGAAGCCAAAGAGAAACAUGUCCAGAGCUCAGAAGAAGUCAUUGACGUGCAGAACUACCAGAGACAUCAUGGAUGACCAACAAUGGGUAUUACAAUCCAAGUUGGGAAUGACGAGAGCACGUGCAAUUGGCAUAUUGAUGGACGACUAUGAUGAGUUUUCCGAUGUUGAUGAAGUACACAUCAUCCUGGGACCCAAGAAUGAUAUUAAGCUCAAGAUCAACAAUAUUGAUUUCUUGGAGAACAACUCACGAGCAGAGAUAUGCUAUGUGGAAGUGAUUCCUCAUGUUCCAGGACAAUAUGGUCGUCGUGACAACGUCAUGUGCAUCACUAUGCCAAUCGAGCUCAAGGACCGACGUUUCAUCAUGGACUCUGGCAGUGGUCACGAUCUUAUCUCAUCUACGAGAGUGGAUAGGAUGGACAUUGACACCUACCAGAGUGAUCGAGUUAAUUUCCACACUGCAAAUGGCAUCACAUCAACAACCACGAUGGUGGAUCUGGACUUCGACACGUUCAAUGAUCCUGCAAGGGCUCAUGUGUUGGAAGAUACCCCAUCAGUUUUGUCAUUGGGAAAACGAUGCAUGGAGCAAGGCUAUACGUUUGUAUGGCCUAGCGGUAGAGAACCCUACAUGAUCAACUCCGAGGGUGGCAAGAUCAAGAUGGAAGUUCAUGAUCUCAUCCCAUAUGUCUACCUUGGAGCCAAGGACUACAGGCCAUCGUCAGACUACCAGGCCGAGUUAGUGAUGAAAGUGUUGGGUCUCAACGGCAACAACCAUGCAUCAAGGACAAUCUAUCUUGAUGGUGAAAGCGGUGAUGAAAUGUCCGAAUCAGAUGAUGGAGUUGGUACGUACGUCGACGAUCCAACAAAGUCUCUGAGGAAGACGAAGAAGAAGAAGCGUUCCAAACGAAAGACGACUCCGGUAGAAGAAGAGUUUCAUCGCAUGAUGGAGGAAAUGGACAUCAAACUCGACAAAGAGAAAGCUGACGAUGUAGAAGUCGUUGAUGGUCCUCCUCUACCUCCUCCUGAUGGUGAGAUCAAGUUGAAGAAGGAGAAAGAAAAGAAGGCCAAAGCCGAAAUCUCCGAGAAGAAGAAAUAUGAUUCAAGUCGCAACCCAUGGGAACGUUCGUCGACGUCCCAUGGAGCGAGUGAUCUCGAUGACAUCAAGAAGCGU
Molecule: messenger RNA, 1365 nt
Organism: Cladocopium goreaui
Lineage: Eukaryota; Dinophyceae; Suessiales; Symbiodiniaceae
Source: the annotation of a GenBank genome assembly